Lizanozyma spartinae is the source of this 378-nucleotide messenger RNA. RefSeq names its product U2 snRNP complex subunit (gene MSL1). The record is from RefSeq and is a predicted model, not a curated record. Bases 1 to 378 code for a protein of 125 amino acids. Gene Ontology annotation, molecular function: RNA binding. The transcript has a single exon. Lineage: Eukaryota; Fungi; Ascomycota; Pichiomycetes; Serinales; Debaryomycetaceae.
AUGUCCGUAUCAACAAAGAGGGUCACUGUUGAUGAUCCGACACCAACAAGAGAACCUCUUAGUAAAAAAGUCCGACUCGAUUACGAUAACUUAAAGCCAUCUCAAACGUUGUAUAUCAACAACUUAAAUGACCAGAUCAAGAUCUCUGUGAUGAAACAGAAUCUCCAUUUGUUGCUUUCCACAUUUGGUGAUGUGUUGGAGGUGAGAGUCAACAAGAAGUUAAGGGGUCAAGCUCAUAUACUAUUUGCCAGCAUAGAAGAGGCAGUAGCAGCACGUAACACCAUCAACGGUAUGGACUUUUUCGAUAAACCAAUGAAGGUAAAUUACUCGUUGAAGCAGUCAAACUUGGUGAGAAUAGUGGAGGAUAGUUUACGUUAA